AUGGGUUACCAUUAUCCAGUGAUCUAUAAAUUUCGUAGAAUUAUUGGCUCCAAGGAAUCCUUAAUCGGGCGAAGUCUCGAGCCAGCUCAAGGAAUUCUCAGGAGGUGGUGGAGCGGCGACUACUUUACGCCGGUUCCCAGCGACAUCGAUGGACGGAGAAGAAACGAAGAUGGCAAUGAAUUCCUGAAAGAACCGAAUAUUGUCUUUGUGUGCGACGAUUUUACGAACUGCUAUCGAUUCCGGUAUCUUCGUUCAUGCGGAAAGCCAAUUAUUGGUCCAGCUCUGAUCCGGAAACGUGCCGUAGAUGGCAAGCCAUUGCUGAUGCCUCGUCCGAAACGUCCACUCUACGUGGACAGCAUGGAAGGUGUUCAUAUUACGUUAUCGGGACUUUCCUCAAAAGAUUGUUGUGAAGCAGUUGAUCUUGUACAUUUUAUGGGUGGUUGCGCACGACGAAAUUUUUCUCCCUCAACGACACAUCUGAUUACGGAUAAGGCCAAAGGACGAACUUACAGAGUAUGCAUUACUUUUUUUUUUUGGGAUAAUUAUAGUCGAUUAAUUAGCAAAAGCUAUCAUUUCCUGUAUUAA
Messenger RNA from Gongylonema pulchrum, 585 nucleotides. The record is from the annotation of a GenBank genome assembly. NCBI's taxonomy places the organism in Eukaryota, Metazoa, Nematoda, Chromadorea, Rhabditida, Gongylonematidae.